AUAGGCCGAAAAAAUUAUGAGGAUUGCAUCAGUCUCUUGCCCGAUUGCCUAAUCCAUCACAUCUUCUCCUUUUUGCCCACACGGGAUGUCAUCAAAACGUGUGUUUUGUCAAAAAGGUGGCGGUCUGUUUGGACCUCUAUCUUGGAUCUCAGGUUCUCCGUCUCUUCUUGUGGUGAUCCGUUUGUGGAAAGGGUUUUGACACACUAUGGGUGGCCUAAGGUGAAAAAGUUCCACCUUGACGUCAGAUCAGAGCAGGAGCCCUCUAACAUUGAUUCAUGGGUUCAAUUUGCAAUUGAUCAUCAAGUGGAAGACCUUCUUCUCGACGUGAAUAUUUGGUGGUAUAUACCAUGGGAGGAUUACCCAUGGACGGAGGAUUACACAUUGUCUCCAUUGCUUUAUAAUUGCUCUUCAUUGACUAAGCUAUGUUUGAGAGGCUGUCGUUUCCUAUCCAGCGAAAGUAUUAGUUGGAGUUCGCUUAAGUCCUUGUCCAUAGAAAAUGCGAGUGAUGAUGUGCUUCGGAAUAUAUUGACCGGCAGCCCUGUUCUUGAAUACUUGAAUCUGAAAAGUUGCUGGGGUAUAGAAGGAAUUCAUUCGAGGAGUUUGAGAGAGUUGGUGAUUGAUGGUCAUGUCAUGGGAUCCCCUUUGCACAUUUUGACUCCUCGUUUACUGUCAUUGCGUGUGAGAGGGUUUUUUCGUCAUGAGAUGAUAAGAAUUAUUGAAGCACCUUCCUUAGUUGAAGCCGAAUUAGAUUUCGACAGUCCAGCCAAAUCAGAUUGCUGCCUGCUAAAGGAAAUUCUUUGCAAGCUGCAGAAUGCUACUCGAAUUCUUUUUGGUGUUUGGUGCCUUCGGGUUAUGUCGCCUCUGAAGGUAGAAGACGUGCAGGUUUCGCUGCUGAAUUGCAAGUCCCUAACGCUAAGGAUGCCCAUUCCCCAAUUCAGCUUUCCUGCUAUAGCAAAUAUGCUAGCAACUGCACCAAAUUUGGAGAAGCUGGUCAUAAUUUUUAAGCCGCCUGGUUUUGUCUCGUAUAUAUCUGACUUGGACUCCCGCAAUGUUGAUCACGAGAGCUAUUGGCAUAUAAAGAAGAAGUUCAAGCGUUGGGCUCGGCAUCUCAAGAAUGUUGAGAUUUUUGGAUUUUAUGCUUGUUUAAGAUUCAAAUAUGAGGAAGUGCUGCUGCUGGUAAAGUUUCUGCUUGGACAUGCAUCUGUGCUGGGCAAUAUGGUCAUCAAAGUUAAGAGUCAUGAACAAUAUCUCGAGUCAGUCGAUUCCUUUAAAUUGCUUGAAGUGGCCCGACGACUUCAAAGUUAUCACAAAGCUUCUAAGGAUGUUGCGGUGAUACUCCAUUAUCUGGAAGAAGUGCCCCAAAAGCGGCAGAUGAAAGGAGUAAGAGUAACGACAAAAUGUUUGCACAUCGGCCAUAAGAAUGCUUGACUGGAUAGGAAUGCAAUAAGCCACAACAUCGACUAGCUUGAUAUGUUGCUGGUAAUGUCUCAUGUAAGUUUUUCAACAUUUUAAAGCAAGUUUUGGGAUUGUAUUAUGUUUUGAAAUUUUUUUACAAGUGUGAGCAAUUGUUUUCAUUUAGACAUCCGGAUAACUA
Molecule: messenger RNA, 1594 nt
Organism: Syzygium oleosum
Lineage: Eukaryota; Viridiplantae; Streptophyta; Magnoliopsida; Myrtales; Myrtaceae
Product: F-box protein At5g03100-like
Exons: 3
Molecular function (GO): protein binding
Source: RefSeq, a predicted model, not a curated record